Molecule: messenger RNA, 3324 nt
Organism: Miniopterus natalensis
Lineage: Eukaryota; Metazoa; Chordata; Mammalia; Chiroptera; Miniopteridae
Source: RefSeq, a predicted model, not a curated record
AUGGAGAUGGGCGACUGCCCCAAGGACAAAAAGCUGGGAGUGGAGCGGGAAAAUGUGCAGAAGAGGACCUUCACUCGGUGGAUAAACCUGCAUCUAGAGAAGUGCGACCCUCCUCUGGAAGUUAAAGAUUUGUUCAUUGACAUACAAGAUGGCAGAAUCCUCAUGGCUCUGUUAGAAGUCCUGUCUGGGCGAAAUCUGCUCCACGAAUACAAAUCCUCCUCCCACCGCAUCUUUCGGUUGAACAACAUAGCGAAAGCACUUAAGUUUUUGGAAGAUAGCAACGUAAAACUGGUUAGCAUCGACGCCGCAGAAAUAGCAGACGGCAACCCCUCUUUGGUUCUUGGGCUGAUAUGGAACAUAAUUCUCUUCUUCCAGAUCAAGGAGCUCACCGGCAACCUCAGCAGAAACUCUCCACCUUCCAGCCUGUCACCCGGCUCAGGGGGCACAGACUCAGACUCUUCCUUCCCACCCACGCCCACCGCAGAGAGGAGCGCGGCACUGUCCGUGAAAGACCAGAGGAAGGCCAUCAGGACCCUGCUGGCGUGGGUGCAGAGGAAAACGAGGAAGUAUGGCGUGGCCGUGCAGGACUUUGCAGGCAGCUGGAGGAGUGGGCUGGCCUUCUUGGCUGUGAUCAAGGCCAUUGACCCCAGCCUGGUGGACAUGAAGCAAGCCCUGGAGGACUCCAUGCGGGAAAACCUGGAGAAGGCUUUCAGCAUCGCGCACGACACCCUUCACAUCCCCAGGCUCCUGGAGCCCGAAGACAUCAUGGUGGACACGCCGGACGAGCAGUCUAUCGUGACUUACGUGGCGCAGUUUCUGGAACAUUUCCCGGAGCUGGAAGCAGAGGAUUUUAUGGAUUCAGACAAAGAAGCCCCUAUUGAAUCCACCUUUGUCCGCAUUAAAGAAACGCCUUCUGAGCAGGAGAGCACAGUCUUCUUUCUGGCUGAAAACGGGGAGCGUGCCUACACCGUGAACCAUGAGACCAGCCACCCGCCACCCUCCAAAGUCUUUGUCUGUGACAAGCCUGAGAGCGUGAAGGAACCCUCCCUGGACGGCAUUUCCAGCCGCCCGCUGUCAGUCAGCUCCACCGAGAUCAGACAGCAGGUUACGGACCAGGACCUCCAGGGGGUCCCAGGUAAAACCUGCAGCUUCAGUGAGCCAUCUCCGGAAUCUUCCAUCUUAGCCAGAAAGGACAACCACAGGUCCAAUUCUUUGUCAAUCAAGAAAACGGUACACUUUGAGGCUGACACCUAUAAGGAUGCUUCAUGCAGCAAGGACCCUUUCCACAGUCAAGACUUUGGCUUCGAAGGGAGCCUGAGAGGGACGAAGGAGUUAUUGAAGCAGGAUGGACACGUCUUGGAGGUCACGGAGGAAAAGCCCAAACAGGAAGCCCCCAAGGUCCAAGAGUCAGCUCCCAGGAAGGCCCCGGGUGAUGUUUGCUUGGCGGACAGUAAGCUCGGUCGUUCGCAGACUCCCCCCUGGAAUGGGGCGUCGGAGCGCGCGGCCAGCCAGGGGGAAGAGAACCGUCCCCUUUCGCCCCUUGGAGAGGAUACUGGGAUGGCCGAUUCCUUGGAGAUCAAGGUCAAGCUGCAGACCGUGGACGCUCUGGACGAAGAGGACGAUUUUGAAGGCAUUCCGCUAAAAGCCUCCAAGUUUAACAGUGACCUAGUCGAUUUUGCCACAACCAGCCAGGCCUUCAGUGAGGACCCUUCUGCUCCUGAGAAGAAGCCUGCCCAGGGCGAGGGUCCCGAGGAGCACGCCGAGAAACCGGGGAAACGCAGGAGUAAGUCUGCCCACAAAAAGGAAGAUUCGGAUGGGCCCCCGGGGGUGCCGGGGCAAGAAGACAAAGACUACUUUUUGGCGCCGGAGGAGGAGCCGGCGGAUAAAAAGCCAGAGGUGUACGAAAAGGCCAAGUGCAAGUCCCCGCGUCGCGGGCGCGGCGAGGACGAGGCGGAGGCCGAAGCGCCCGGGGAGCUGGGCGCAGACCUGCCGCCCACGCCGCCCAGCAGCCGGGUGAGCCUGGAGACGCUGGGCAGCGGCAGCCACAGCGAGGAGGGCCUGGACUUCAAGCCCUCGCCGCCCCUCUCCAAGGUCUCCGUCAUCCCCCACGACCUCUUCUACUACCCGCAUUACGAGGUGCCCCUGGCCGCCGUGCUGGAGGCUUACGCCGAAGGCACGGAGGAUUUUAAAAACGAAGAGAUGGACUUUGAAGAGCCGGAGGACUUCCUGUACGACCUGGAGCCCAGAGACGACGCCGCCGAGGAGCCCGAGGAGCCCGAGGCCUCCGAGAGCAGCGGGAGCUUCUCGGGGCUGGGCGAGGACUUCCCCUACUCGGCCAUGGAGGAGCCUGCUCCGGACAGGGCUGCNNAACCCGCUCCCCCACCCGCCCGGGACCCCCAGCCGAGGGACGCCGCGGACAGUGCCCCUGCGGAGAGCCAGCAGGAACCCCCAAACUCAGAAAACUUAGCGAAACCUCUGGAAGAAAAGGGGGUGGAAGAAUCGGUCAGCAGUAAGAAGAAGGAGAAGAAAAAACACGUGGACCACGUGGAAAGCUCAGUAUUUACAACUGUUCGAUCCUCAGAUGACCUAGAAGACGAGCCUGGUGCCCACAGGGUCCUCUCCAGGACUAGCCACAGCGACUCCAGCAUUUACAUUCGACGACAUACUAACAGGUCUUUGGAAUCGGAUCAUUCUAGCUAUGUUCAGUUGAGGAAUGCAGCCGAUCUGGAUGACAGGAGACACCGAAUGUUAACCAGGAAGGCCAGCCACUCCGGAGAAGCCACGCAGUGGGAGAGCCGGAGCCCGCAGAGCGACUCCCUGACCCAGCUCGUCCAGCAGCCCGACAUGAUGUACUUCAUCCUCCUGCUCUGGCUCCUGGUGUAUUGCCUGCUGCUCUUCCCCCAGCUGGACGUCACCAGGCUCUGAGGCGGCGCCGCGGGACCCGGCCGUGGCACUUCCUCCUGCUCCACUGUAUUUCGGGCUCUGGGCCGGGCACCCCUGCAGGCAGCUGAGGAUCCGCCAGGAGACGAAGACUCCUCGCUUUGGGGUUUUUCAUGUUUCCUUUCCUCCCGUGUGUCCUAAGCAUGCUUCCUCUCUGCUGCGCGCUCAGCACUCGGUGUGCCGGAUCCUUGGGCGGCUCUGUCCUGCGCGCCGCGCUUUGUCGGUCACUAGUAUCUACCGUAGCCCGGUCGUAGCCCGUCCCGGGCAGGUUCUUAAGGUCCUGGGUGGACUCAGUUACUUACCUCUCCGAGGAGAGUUCUCCUGAUGAGAAAGAGGGGGGCUGCCCCAGGCAGAGCCUCCACUGGGGAGAGAACUGCCACGGUU